Messenger RNA from Morus notabilis, 2119 nucleotides. RefSeq names its product GLABRA2 expression modulator. The record is from RefSeq and is a predicted model, not a curated record. The transcript is spliced from 4 exons. The coding region runs from base 284 to 1153 and encodes 289 amino acids. Lineage: Eukaryota; Viridiplantae; Streptophyta; Magnoliopsida; Rosales; Moraceae.
GCCUUUUUGACCUUACUGUGAUAUCUUUCGCGCUAAAAAUGUGGGACUGUUGAUCUGAAAGCCACUGCCGUCCUUAUCGGUAAACCCGUCGAUUAAUCCAAUUUUCAACAGCGUCUCAAACUUCAAAAAGUCAUGAAAGAAAAUUCUAAAAAAAAAAGUCAUAAAAGAAAGAAAAAAGAAACCUGUUAAUUAAAAACCCAAAACAAGAAAUUAAAAUCCCUGCCUAACAAAACCCCACGCGCCGCCUUACGCGCCUGCGAUAUCGUCCCCAAGCUUCGAGAAGAUGGAGAAGCCCAAGCCGUCGGAGACCGAGAAGAAGCCGCCAGAUCCGGUCGAAGAUUCGAAUCUGAACCCAGAUCCGAAGGAGUCCGGCAAGGCUGUGAACGGCGAUGGAGAGCGGGGAGGUCUCGCGGUUGGAUCUGAAUCUGAGGCUGAUCAAUCGACGAACCGAUCGCCGUCCGGAUCGAAAAAAUCGGUCCGUUGGAGCCCCGAGUUGGUGUCGGAAUCUACUUACAACAUUACUUCAUCUGACGGAUCCAAUCCCUACGUCGCCUCUUCGCCUGCGAAUUCCUCUUCAUUCUCCUUCAAUGAGACGGUGUCGUCGGUGAGAAAUGUGCUUGGGAGGUGGGGAAAGAGGGUGGGAGAAGCGACGAAGGAGGCUGAGGAUCUCGCUAGAAACACAUGGCAGCACUUGAAAACGGGCCCAAGUUUUGCUGAUGCUGCCUUAGGAAGAAUUGCACAGGGGACUAAGGUCUUGGCAGAAGGCGGUCAUGAGAAGAUCUUUCGAAAGACAUUUGAGACAGUUCCGGAGGAGCAACUCCAAAAUUCUUUUGCAUGUUACCUAUCCACAUCAGCAGGUCCUGUAAUGGGAAUUCUAUACGUUUCUACAGCAAAGCUUGCAUAUUGUAGUGAUGAUCCUCUUUCCUAUAAAGCUGGUGACCAAACUGAAUGGAGCUAUUAUAAGGUUGUUAUUCCAUUACAUCAGCUCAAAGCGGUUAAUCCAUCAUCAAGCAGAUCCAAACCCUAUGAAAAGUAUAUCCAGGUUAUCUCUGUUGAUAAUCAUGAAUUUUGGUUCAUGGGCUUCUUAAAUUAUGAUGGGGCUGUGAAAUGCCUACAAGAAGCUUUAGAAGGCCGCAUCUUACAGUCUGCUUGAAAACUGUCUUGUGAAGCAGCAUUCACCCGAUUGUAUUACGCACUUUAGCUGAAAUCAAGAAGUUAUACGGCUUCAAUAAUUUAUAUCAUUUCAUGGUUCACAGAUGAGAGAUUUUUGGGAGGACAGAUGAUAUGGUAGUUUGAGUUCUUUUUUCCAGUCCAUGUAUUGGGCUUUGCAUGUUGUAACUUUCUUGCAAACCUGAAACGGGCAUUAAAUUUUUUUGCGUAACUGGCAAGUUUUGUAUAUUUUCAGGUGAUUUAAGUCUUGAAUAUGUUUCAUUGACCCUCAAAAUUAGGUCCGGUGACAAAUUGGUGCCUAGAUAGAGGUAGAAAUUAGAGAUUAGACUCUAGAGUGGUAAGUUAUAUUGCUAGCUCUCAGGAAGAAAAAAAAAAAAAAAGGUGGUAUGCUGGGAUUAAACUGGUCUUGUGGUAGAUCUACUUGGCACAAAGAUUACUGAGCUGAUACCUGUCCCGUGUUGCUAAAAGUCUUGUGUAAGCGUCAACAACGGAGGAGAAUUUCAUUGGGUAACUCGUUUGUAGAUUUCUCUUUGAUGGGUAGAAAGAAUAAAACCAGUACUAGCUUUAUUUACAACCGUGCUUCCUACCAACUCCAUCAAUUUUCCCAGAUUGGGAUAUUGAUUUAGCCACCACUUGAACCUGCAACUGCUGCCUCUGCCUACUUCUUGUGCUUACUUUCCCAGCCUUGCAGGUGUGGACUUCCGACUGCUUGGGUGCGCUAGGCCUGUAUCCCCAGAUUUUCCCAUACUGUUCUAUUACCAGGUCUGUAUAUUUCAUGCCUAGCUGUGAAUUUUUUUUUUUUUCUGGAAGAAAAUAAAAGCAAGUUUUUCUCUUGGAAUUCGCAUAUGCUUGUUCCACUUGAAGUCUUGUAGUUCAAAGUGUACAAAUUAAUAUUCGCCCAACAGCAAAGCAAGACCACCCAAACCAAACCAUGGUUUAGUAAAGGUUC